AUGUUUGGUGUGGAUAACCUCAGGAUUAUUUCGCUGGUUUACGACUCAGAUGGCGUUACCCCGAAGGAUUGGGAAGCCCAGGUCUUGCAUGCUCUUGGCGUGGUAAACAUCCGAGCUCAUUAUGCCAGCGUCUAUGGCUCUUCCACCGCUGUGUUGCUUCAUUCACAGUCAGACGUUGCCCGUCUGGUCGAUUCCGGCCUGACCAUCAGAAGAAAGGCCUAUAGCGUAAAGUCUAAGGCAUGUGUCCAACCCCUUUGGCCAUACACGGGAGCUAUAGUUGGCAUGGCUCGCUAUACUGACGAUUUUGCACAGCAGCUUGCCAGCAUGGUCAAGACCUGCUACCCUGCACAAUUCAUAGGCUACACGAUGGAGCAAGGAAAUAACGCUUUGGUGUUUUAUGUCAAGGAUUGGGACACUAUCCAUGAGAUCACCAACAACGUCUCUUUCUUCUCUGAAUACCUCGCAUCCUCAGAGGCCGAGAUCUCCCCUCCAAAACUUCUUUAUCAACUCAAUGGAAAAGGUUUUUUCAUACCAAGGUCCACUGCGGCCACAAUCAACACUCUCACAGUCUCCCAUAAUGUUGAGACAGUGACUGCCAGAGCUGACCAUGCUAUCACCACUCUGACUGAACAGAUGCAUCAGACUAAUGAGGUUGUGAGCUCUAUGUCUUCUGUCGUUCAAGCUCAAAGCCACGCCAUAGCCAUGCUUAACAGAUCGAUGGCUGGAAUGGUACACACUAUUGGCAGACAGAUGCAGGUUUCGGGCCUUCGUGAAGAGAUUACUCUUCUUGUGUUGGAGUGGGAUCACACAAAGACAGAUGCCGAGAAGGAUGCCAUCACCAACAAAAUUAUGGUUCUUCACCAACAAGUUCAGUCUGCUUCCAAAACGAAUAGCAUGUUGUUCAAGAGCCUCUCAGAUCUCCAAAUUGGCACCAGCAUGACUAUCGACCGCCUGUCUCCUCAACAGGCGAUUCAGUCCUCAUCCAUCCAAUUUGAUGACACCGAUAUGGCCCUGGAGUCCCCAGGCAUGCCUGAUGAUCCUGGCCCAUCAGCUAAACACCAUCGUAAGUCAUUCAACUACAUUGAUCCUUCGAUGCUCUCUACCAUCUAA
This is a messenger RNA of Cantharellus anzutake, 1110 nucleotides long. RefSeq lists its product as uncharacterized. The coding region runs from base 1 to 1110 and encodes 369 amino acids. NCBI's taxonomy places the organism in Eukaryota, Fungi, Basidiomycota, Agaricomycetes, Cantharellales, Hydnaceae. The transcript is spliced from 3 exons. The record is from RefSeq and is a predicted model, not a curated record.